CCCGAGUCCCGGCCAGUGCCUCUGCUUCCGGCUCGAGUUCUCUCCUGCACGCACGCUUCGCCAUGUCCGAGACCGCGCCCGCCGCGCCCGCCGCCCCGGCCCCCGCCGAGAAGACGCCGGUGAAGAAGAAGGCUCGCAAGGCCGCAGGGGGCGCGAAGCGCAAGGCGUCCGGCCCCCCGGUGUCCGAGCUCAUCACCAAGGCCGUGGCCGCCUCCAAGGAGCGCAGCGGCGUGUCCCUGGCCGCGCUCAAGAAGGCGCUGGCGGCCGCCGGCUACGACGUGGAGAAGAACAACAGCCGCAUCAAGCUCGGGCUCAAGAGCCUGGUGAGCAAGGGCACCCUGGUGCAGACCAAGGGCACGGGCGCCUCCGGCUCCUUCAAGCUCAACAAGAAGGCGGCUUCCGGCGAGGCCAAGCCCAAAGCCAAGAAGGCGGGCGCGGCCAAGGCCAAGAAGCCCGCGGGGGCGGCCAAGAAGCCCAAGAAGGCUGCGGGAGCCGCCACCCCCAAGAAGAGCACCAAGAAGACUCCAAAGAAGGCGAAGAAGCCGGCUGCAGCCGCAGGAGCCAAAAAAGCCAAGAGCCCGAAGAAGGCGAAGGCAGCUAAGCCCAAGAAGGCGCCCAAGAGCCCUGCCAAGGCGAAAGCGGUGAAGCCCAAGGCGGCUAAGCCCAAAACGUCCAAGCCUAAGGCGGCCAAGCCAAAGAAAACCGCAGCCAAGAAAAAGUAAAUUUUCUUUGGCCAACUGCUUAGAAGCCGAACAACCCAAAGGCUCUUUUCAGAGCCACCCACAAAUCUCAGUAAAGGAGCUGUUGCGCGUUCAGAGGGGGCGUGGCCUGGGUGAGCACCCUCCAGUGGGCUGGGCUUCCGUGAAGCGCGGGGCAGGGCUGGGUUAGUGUAUAGAAGUGUUUGCAGCACGCUUAUGGAAGGUUGCUCUUACCUUAGGUGUGUCUACAUACACCUAGGCAUUUACUAGACAUACGCAUCACAAACAGCCAUGAGGCAGUUUCACUAUGCUUGGAUGCCACGCGUUGGUAGGUAGGUAACUUCGGGACCAAGUUUCUCUGGAGCCUUGGCAGCUCCGCUGGCAGGCCUGGCCUUCUCCCUAGAGCAGGCUGGCCUUGAACUGAGAUCCGCCUGCCUCUGCUUCGCUGAGUGCUUGCAGGAUCAGAGGCGAGCAGCACCGCGCCCCGCCUUGCAGUUAACUUUUGGGGAGGAAACAGUUUAGCACGGUGGGGUCCUUAGCAUCCAGCGGCUCGGCGCAAAAUAAGCUGGAUGAGUCUCCUGGCAACGACCGCCUGAACCUCAUCGCAGCCCCCGCUGUGCUGAGUCACACGGGUACCGUGAGCGUACGCUUGAAAACAACUUCACCGUGUUUCUCGGCGACCGCGCUUGAAUAGGUUAGCUCUAGCAGACUUGUGCAGUUUAGUUCGUACUUUCUGAUUGGCGAACGGGAGGUGACAAGGCGGCCAAUGAGACAGUAGCCCUUCAAGUGUCGUUUACGCUCCUGUUCGUGACGAAACGCUAAAACUAAUCCAAUCCUGAAGGAAAUCUUAUUAACCUCAUUUGAAUACUGCGUAACGUGAAUGAAUUAUGGUGCGUGGCCGGUGACAGGGUGGUAAUUUUCCAAAAUGCUUGUUUGGUGUGCCAGUUGGAGGAAGUUAAAUUUUGCACAGCAUUGCCAGAGCCGGUGAAGUCCACGCCCGCCCCAUAGAAGCCCUCCUAAGGAGCUGUCACCAACUCGCAGGACGUCAGGCGGCGCAGGCGCAAGGAGAGCUACUCGGUGUACGUGUACAAGGUGCUGAAGCAGGUGCACCCCGACACGGGCAUCUCGUCCAAGGCCAUGGGCAGCAUGAACUCGUUCGUCAACGACAUCUUCGAGCGCAUCGCGGGCGAGGCGUCGCGCCGCAUUACAGAAAGCACCAUCCCAUCUCAACAGAUCCAGACGAUCUCCGUGGCGCAGGGAACUCGCCAAGCACCGAGCCUGUAAAGAAGCCAAGCUGGGCAGGCAUGUUCACGCACGAUUUCGAAGACUUAUCGGAACCGUGCGUUCUCUCAACAAGUGAGUUGUAGCCGUUUCGAGUGUCCUCACGCUUAAAAGUUAGGCGCUUCUUUUUACAGUCUGUUGGACACGUGGUCGGGAUGCUAGCCUGGAAUUCUCAAUCCUUCCCAACCGAAAUCUAUUGGCGUGCACCGCCCUGCCCGCCCUUCUCAUGCUAAUGUGAGCCCCGCGGUGCCCUGGAAAUGCGGGAAACAGCGUAGCUUCCAGGAACCACGCACCCACGUUCACCUACGGGUUCUAUAUAGUUAAUCUGCCGCCGCGUAGUUAUAAAUUAACUCCAGGUGCUGUCUAACCGUGCCGCUCUCGGUUCUGGUACUGAACUAUCCUGGUUCCUCUUCUAGAAAUGAAAUCGGCUUCAGACUCCCCGGGGUUGCUCUCCCUGAGCACGAAUGAGCAUGCGCAGACACUUAAUUUCGCUUAGAGCUUUUCCUUUCUCCCGGGUCCCCAACCCCAACCCCAACCUUCUUUCUAUAAGAUACGUGCCAAUGAAAAGGGAUCUAACACAAGAGUUCCCACAGAAAUAUGAAUUUUGUGAAUGCUUGCUUUUCCAGCGUGCCAGUUUUAACGUGACUUGGGUUUGCCGCUGACAGAGAACUGUGCCUCAGUGCCCUGGUAUAGAAGGAUUAGAAGAUCGUGGCUUUCUAAAGAUGAGGCCCGAGAUAAAUUGGCCGUGCUCCAAUGGAUGGCCCCACACCCAGGAAUCUGUGGACUAAAUAAAUAAAUAAACUGGAUUCUGACACACAUUUGGGAAGGGGCUGAGAGGUGGAAGUAUAUAAGGGAGGAGUUAGGGGCAGGAUGAAUAGGAUUAAAUGCACUGUAUAAAACCUCAAAGACUUAAUAAAAUAAUAUUAAAAACUUUCAAAAAAGAAGAUUGUGGCUGACAAUGUUCUAGGACUGGUGAAUUUCUCAAUACCAGAAACAAAUAAAUGAAAAAAAAAUUACAAGAUGAUCAUCAUGGUAUGUUGAAUCAGACUAUAGGCCCUUGACAAAUAUGGUGCUCAUUGUCUGGAGGCCCUCUUCUGGCCUCCUGGGACACCAGACAUGUAUACAAUGCACAUAUAUAAAUGCAGGCAAAAUAUCAGACACAUGAACUAAAAAUAAAUAAACCUCUUUGAAAGAAAGCCAUGGGGUAUAGCGGUGCAUGCAUUUAAUCCCAGCAAUCAGGAGGAAAAAGCAGGCAGAUCUCUGUGAGAGUGAGGCCAGCCUGAUCUGCAUACCAGUUUCCAUGCCCACAAAGACUGUGGAAUGAGACCAAGCCGCAAAGAAAGAAGGAAAGGAAAGGCUAACAGUCAUCAUUGUCUUUUAAGUUCCUUCCCACAAUAAUCCCUUGAGAGUAUGAGUUAUAGUAUUUCCUUGUAUAUGUAUGUAGUAUUUAUUUAGUUGUAAUUUUCUUCCAACUUGAUUUUCAGGUAGUAAUUAUUUAUGGGUCUUAUCCUUUCUCUUUUUCCCAUCCCAUGAACUUGUACCCUUCCCUCUUUUCACCUGUUUAAAAAAAUAUAAGUAGAGUUCCUAAUGUUGGUCAUGCUUGCAUUCAUAAAACAGGUAUUUUUUUAUGGCUAUGUUAAGAAAGAAGAAGAAAAGAAAGAAAAUCCAAACUGGAGUAGUUAAAUUGAUGAGGAGCUAACACUUAUUGUCUCCUGUGUGUCAAAAAUUAAAUGGAAGAUUAAAUCUCAAGUAUCUUUAGUGAGGUUGAAGUUAGAUGGAAGCACUAUUGUGGUCAUCCCAGAGUCUUGAAAGACUUCCAAAGAGCUUCCGUAUCUGCCACACAGACUCUCAGAGCAGCCUGGUCUACAUAAUAAGUCCUUGUCUCAGGAAACAAACAAACAAAAAAGCCCAGCAAGGUGAUGCUUACCUUUAAUAGCAACAUUGGAGAAGGAGAGGUGAGUGGGUCUCUGUGAGUUCUAGGCCAGCCAGGUCUACAGAGGAAAACUAUGUCUUUGAAAGAAAAAAGAAGAAAGGAGGGAAAUAAGGGAGAAGAAGGGCAGCUGUUAGUCCCUAAUGAGUGAGAUCACAGAAAGACGAAGAGUGGAGUAAGCAACAUUUUGGUCAAUGAGAUUGUAGUUCAGUUUCCAGCAUACUUGUCUCGUAUUUAUGAAGCCUUGAGUUUAACUCCUAGCCUUACAUAAAUGGAGCAUAGCAAUGAAUGCCAGCAUUCUGCUCUUUACGCAGAAUUCAAAGGUAACCUACUAUGUCUUUUAACAAACUUGAAUUUAUCUGAGAAACUGCAAAUUAUAAAGCAUAUCUAUGAAGAUUGAUUGUUGGAACUGUCUAACAGUUAGGUUUGGCCACUUUGAGCUUAAUGAAUAAAUUGGAGUUAAAGCAAGAAAGUAUAUACUUGUAAGACAAUUACAUCUCAGUACUGUGAAAUAUGAUAUAAUGAGAAAAUAAUAUGGAAUAACAAAUUAAUGGGCUUUAAAGCUAGGCACAACAUUGCUGGAUGUGGUAAUGCUUGUCUUUAAUCCCAUCACUUGGGAGGAAGUGGCAGGCAGACCAAUGUGAGUUCAAGGCCAGCCAGAGAAAUCAUAACAAGAAAAUAAAAUAAAUCUAAAAACAAAGCUAACACCAACUUAAUUAAUAUGUAAAGUAUAAGACUAGUGGUUGUCAAUGUUUCUACCACAGUUGACACCAAUAAAAUGACCAGAGCAGCUCAGGGUCACUGGAAAACAAAAUAUUCUUUAAAAGAUGAUUGUUUGAGUGAGGAUGCCAUCCAUAGUCUCCUGUUUGGUCCACAGUUGGUGGAACUGUUUGGGAAGUAUUAGGAGGUGUGGCCUUAUUGGAGGAAGGAUGUCACCGGAGAUAGACUUUGAGGUUCAAAACACUCCUGCCAUUCCCAGUUAGCUCACUCUCCCUGCCUCUUGCUAGUGGACCAAUAUGCAAGCUCUUGGCUAGUCCUGCUACCACGCUUUUAUUUCUCCAUCAUGGGCUCUCUAACCCUUGAGAUUUGAAUUGAAUUGACUAGUUAAAAUUUCUCCACAUCUGUGACACUUUCUGAUCCACUGUGACAUGUCCUCUUGUGUCCCAUUUUUAUCUUCCUCUCCUCACAUUCCUCACAGUUGGUACUAAUGGGUGUUGACUGAUUGUCCCCAUUUCCCAUCAGCAAGACUGCACAGGACAAGAUAAGAGGUAAAGAGGUGUCAUUUGUUUUUUUCUUCAUGCUCUCUUAUGAUUGGUUAAGGCUCUUCCAUACAUACAGACUCAAUUAUUUGUAGGAUGACUUUAAAAUCCAUUUAAAAUACACACAUGCCUAUGGCAAAUGGGCUAGAGGACAAAGAUAAGCUAUUGAAAUGAUUUUAAUUGUAUCUGUGGUCCAAACUCGUCUGCUAGAGUUAUUUUAGGGAUUAGAUAACUCAUAUAAAUCUCCGAGAUUAGAGGUGGUUACUAAGCUGCUAGUUAGAGAAUAUUAGCCAUCUUUAUAGCUUUCAUUUCAUUGAGCUAAAGUGAAGAUGGAGAAAUCCUUUUCAGAUCACACGUUAAAAAGUUUAGGCAAGAAGAAUUAACUCUGAAUUUUAGUAUCAGCACUUAGGACUCAGAGACAGGAAGACGGCUGCAAGUUCAAGGCCAACUGGUCUGCACAAUGAGUUCUAGGCCAGCCAGGCUACAGAGAAAGACCGUGUCCUAAAACAACAGCAGCAGCUGUGGAGGAGGCAUGUGUGAUAGGGCGCGUGUGUCUACCCAGCAUGUUCAACACAGAAACAGGAAGCUCAGGGGUUAGAAGGUAGCUUCCUCUGUGUAGGGAAUUCAAGGCCACCCUGGGCUACAUGAAACUCUAGAGAAAGAGAAAGAGCAAAAGAGAGAAAGAGAAAAAGAAAGGAAGGACAGAAGGAAGGAAGGAAGGAAGGAAGGGAAAAAGAAAACAUGUAAGCUAUUUGAAUCCAAUCCAACAUGUCAAGUUGAGGGAUUUGUCAUCAAAUCACAUCAUUCAGGGGUAUCUCAAAAUUUCGUAAUUAAGUGUGACUGCUGUGGGGCACUUGGACUGUGCAAUUGGGGAAGCCACUGUGGAGCUAGAGUAAGGUUGAUUCAUGUCCAAACCCAGAAAAAUCUAGGCCAGCAGGAGUAAGGAUAGCUCCCUGCCUGUUCUGUGCCCCAGCUUAGUCUAAGGACCCCUAAGUCUAAAGGUAGAUAGUAGCCCAGUAUGUAGAAUGCAAAUAAAGCAUCCCAGCAUCUUAGCCCCGACUAAUGAGAUACACCCACCCUAAAACUACCUUCCUGCUCCCCAAGGUUCAUAUAGACCUUGUUCACCCCAAAUAAACUGUUUUACUGAAUAUCAUCUCAGUGAGCUGUUUUGUUGGCUAUCUUCUAAGAGAGCUUUACAGCUAAAAUCCUUGGAGAAGGACUUAGCCCUCCCAGCCUGACCCAAGUCCUGCAGACUGUACCCAUUCCAGGCUCCACUUCAUCCUUCCCAGGCGAGUGUAGCAGUGCCUGGACCCCAGCUACACACACACACACACACACACACACACAUCAAAAUAACCCUCUUCUCUUAAAAGAAAUAACAAUGCUGAUGGCAAAGAUGCUACCCUUUUGCUUUCUUUAAUGAGAAGAGAGAUGAAUGCGGGGAAGAACUAAAUGUAUAAAGUAACUGAAAACACAAAUCUGACCUAAACAUUCUGAAGCCUGUCUGCUUCCUAAGGGAGUUUACCCCUGUUUUGUAGCGGUUUCCUCUAAGAAUAAAACACUCUAUACUGCAGGAAACUCCUUAAGCAAGAAUGUAACUACUUAAAAUAGCUUCAGGAAGUUUGCUAGGCCCCUUUCUGCCAGAGUAAACUACAAAAGCUGAGAGUUCCUCUCAGAGGGAGAGAGCCGAACUGGCGAAGACCAUGCUCAGAGCAGACCAGACCAGCUGCCCUUAGAAAAAGCAGAAACCAGAGCAGCUUAGAAGAAAUUUAAACCCACUGAGGCAUCCGGACAGGGCUCUCCGCAACCUGUGGCACUGCCUGCAGGCUGUGCAAUGUGCUCCAGGUUUCCAGACUGCUGAGUUGUCACCAUGCUGGGAGAGCUUUGGUGCAGCUGUCUCAGAGUCUUUUCUGCUCCUGUAAGAGAGCCCUCAGCCAUACUCCUGAAGGAACCCCAUAAAAUCUACUGGUUUACCAAGUAGGACUUUGGUGAUAAACUUACUUUAUUCUGUCGUAGGUUCUCGGUCUGGGCUGAGUAGACACAAGCUGUGUUUCCUCCAGGAAAAGUUUUGUCAUAACAAUCCCUAACCUUCUCUCCAGUGGCUGAAAACACACCUCAUAACCCAAGAACCCUUGUUUAUACAUGUAAAGUAAUGGAGGAAAUGAAAGCAAUAAACUGGUAUUUUUAAGACUUUACCAAUAAACUUGCUUAGAAAAUAUUAAGUUAUACAAAAGUAAGAUUCAGCUAAAACAGCCUUGCCUCUGCCUCAGUAGGCCCAUGGUAGCCAUGGUCUUUCACUAAGAGCCUGACAACCCAGUGUUUGCUGAGUCUGCUAAGAUGGGUGCCUCAGCAGUGCCAACCUGGCACUGAAAAUCUAGAAGGUCCCUGAAUUACUACCGGUCCCUAAUUUGGGAUGGAAAGCUGGAAGCAAGAACCAACAGCAACAUGGUAAAGCAACUUGGCAACAGAAGAAAGGCCAUAUGGGCAACAGAUGACUCAUCUUUCUUCUCCCAUACCCUUCUUCUCUGGGCUGCUAACAGGAGGUACUACCUAACGUCAGGGUGGCCCUUUCCAAAUCAAUUAACACAACGAGAACGGUUCUUCAGUGGAGGAUUUCCACUCAUGGUUCUAAUUUAUGGCAAGUUGACAUUAAAGUCAACCAUAACCGUCCACUGCCCACCAACCAGAUAUAUAAAUACAUCAUUUUAAAAACCAUAACCUUAUGCAGUCACACAUACCUACAUCUCAAUUAAAUACAUACGUACAUACAUAUAUACAUGCAUAUUUUAAGGGUAAGAAAAAUAAGGAAUAGUGUUGUACACCUUUAAUUCCAGCACUUGGGAGGCAGAGGCAGACAGAUCUCUUGAAGUUGAUCCCUUUAACCUCAGCCAGGGCAUAAGGAUUUCAGUGAGUUCCAAACUAGCCAGGACUAAAUAGUGAAACUCUUGUCUCAAAGCAAAACACCUCAAACCAUAACUUCAUUGCUAAGUCUUCUUUAUUUUGUGAUACAAAAUAUCAAUCGCUUUUAAGUCCUCCAAGUUCUUAAAAAUCAGAUGUGUGUUUAAAAUUCAAAGUCUCUCAACUUAGUUACAUAAUUGGUAUUCUAAGAGCGAAGAAACAGAAACAGUUAAAAUCAGAUCAAAGCAAAACCAAACUGCAACAAUGUAAACAGUUCAGUGCCCAAUGUCACCCAUUAUCUUCUGGAUCCAAAGGACUUGUGCAGUCUCUGGCGCUUCCCUCCACCACACACACAGCUGGUCUCUAAGGAUCAGGCCAGCUCAACUUCACAAGUGCAGCUGUUUCUGGUCAUCAUUCCACAGUCCUGGCAUCUCCACUAGGCGGGGAUCCCUACCAUAAUCGAGGCUGCACCUUCACCUGUGGCUCCUCCUGCCCUCCCACCAUGCCAAUCUUCAGCUCUCCAGGACUCCCUGUAUGCUGCAGAUUCCACACUGCCGAACAAACGAACACAACGUGAAAGACUCUACACGUUACCACGUUGAGCUGCCGGGUCUUGGCAGACCCCCACCCCCUGGACCACAGGCUCCGUGUACUAACCCUGAGAACGUUUCAUCUUAAUAAAAUUGCGGAACAUUUCGUCUUAAUGACGGUGGUCUUUUAUUAACUACAGCUGACGUUUUCAGCCUAUCCUAGUUAAAGUAAUUAUUGCUGUGAUGAAAUACAGAUGACUAAGCCCUAAACACUCAACAGCUUUUGUAGCCCAAAGUACAAAACGCUUCCAAAAUCCUUCCAAAAACAACAUGGUCAGGUCUACAAUAGCAAGACCCCACUCCUGGUCCUAAUUUCUGUCUCAGUUAGGUCUUUCUAUUGCUGUGAUAAAAUACUGUCUUAAUUAAAGUUUCUAUUGCCGUGAUAAAACACGAUAGUCAAAACCAACUUGGGGAGGAAAGGUUUCCUUUCAGCUCCCACUUCUGGGUGAAGUCCGUGUGUAAGGGCAGAAUGUGGAGGAAGUCGAGCGGGAAAGGAACCUAGAGGCAGGAACUUUACCAGAUGUCAUAAAUGAACACAGCUUACUGGCCUGCUCUUUUUGGCUUUCUUGUGGUUUGCUUGUUUUGUUUGGGGUGUUUUGUUUUGUUUUGUUUUUAUGUAACCCAAGAGCACCUGCCCAGGGAUAGCAUUGCCUACAGUAGGCUGGGCCUUCACACAUCAAUUAAUAAAGAAAGUGUCUUAUGGAUUGUCUACAGGCCAGUUUCAUGGAACUGUUUUCUCAAUUGAGGUUGCCUCUUCCUAAAUGCCCCUAGCUUCUGACAAGUUGACAAAAAAAAAAAAAAACUAAGCAUCACACACACACACACACACACAUGAGAUGGAGAGAGGGUGAGAGAGAGAAUUAUUUUCCAAUUCAAUGAUCACUUUUAACAAUUCACCAGUGACAAGUAAGGCUGUUGUAAGCACACUAUUCUAGGAAUAUUAAUGAAUAGAUAGAUACACUUGCGCAUUCCCAUACUUUCAAAAUUUAUUAAAAAACCAAGUCACAAGCUGUGUUGGUUUCACCCACCUCAAUUUGUCAAGAAUUCCUGAUUUCCCUUUAUAGCUGGCCAUUCACAAACACAAGUUCGUUUGAUGCAGUUUUAGUUAUUGAUAUUAACUCUCAAACUACACACAGUACCCCUGCCUGGGGCUGUGCUGUGUGGCCUACAAUAUGGGCAAAAACUAGGGAUUUAAUCUCUCCACUGUGUUUGGUUCAAAGGGCUAGCAAUUUGAGAAGACAGUGGGUUAUAUCUUAUAGUUUCCCAGUAGAUCGUUUAGGGAGAAGAAACAAAGCCGAUCGGUCAUUUUAGAGCUUUAACCUUGCCCCUCUGGUCAGGUGGUCAUUGCUGACUCUGAC
Molecule: messenger RNA, 10014 nt
Organism: Meriones unguiculatus (Mongolian gerbil)
Lineage: Eukaryota; Metazoa; Chordata; Mammalia; Rodentia; Muridae
Product: histone H1.4
Exons: 2
Coding region: 63-722 (219 amino acids)
Biological process (GO): nucleosome assembly
Cellular component (GO): nucleosome
Molecular function (GO): structural constituent of chromatin; DNA binding
Source: RefSeq, a predicted model, not a curated record